Messenger RNA from Lotus japonicus, 1865 nucleotides. Its product is annotated as ABC transporter G family member 7-like. NCBI's taxonomy places the organism in Eukaryota, Viridiplantae, Streptophyta, Magnoliopsida, Fabales, Fabaceae. The record is from RefSeq and is a predicted model, not a curated record. Gene Ontology annotation, cellular component: membrane. Bases 74 to 1567 code for a protein of 497 amino acids. The transcript has 9 exons. Gene Ontology annotation, molecular function: ABC-type transporter activity.
UGAUAUUUAAUUUAGAUAAGUUGGUGAUUCAAAAGUUCGUGGAAUUAGUGGUGGUGAAAAGAAACGCUUAUCCAUGGCAUGUGAACUGCUCGCAAGCCCAUCGGUUAUAUUUGCUGAUGAACCCACAACAGGACUUGAUGCGUUCCAGGCUGAGAAAGUCAUGGAAACUCUCCAACAACUUGCACAAGAUGGUCAUACUGUAAUUUGCUCUAUACAUCAGCCGAGAGGUUCAGUGUAUAGUAAAUUCGAUGACAUUGUCUUGCUAACUGAGGGUUCACUUGUUUAUGCUGGUCCUGCUCGUGACGAACCAUUGACAUACUUCUCAAAAUUCGGGUACCACUGCCCGGAUCAUGUAAAUCCUGCUGAAUUUUUGGCUGAUCUUAUAUCCAUAGACUACAGUUCUGCUGACAGUGUCUAUUCAUCUCGAAAAAGGAUUGAUGGGCUUGUUGAGUCAUUCUCACAAAGACUAUCUACAGUAAUAUAUGCAACACCAAUUACUAUAGAUGAUAUCUCAAAAAGUAGAAAGAAAAUCAGCCAGAGGACUGUAGCAAAGAAGAAAGGUGGUUGGUGGAAGCAAUUUUGGUUGCUCCUUAAACGAGCAUGGAUGCAGGCUUCACGUGAUGCUCCUACCAACAAAGUUCGGGCAAGGAUGUCAAUUGCAUCAGCAAUUAUUUUUGGGUCAGUUUUCUGGAGGAUGGGAAAAUCUCAGACUUCAAUACAAGACAGAAUGGGAUUGCUUCAGGUUGCUGCAAUUAACACAGCUAUGGCCGCUCUCACAAAGACUACUGGUGUGUUUCCGAAGGAACGGGCAAUUGUUGAUAGAGAACGUGCUAAAGGCUCCUAUUCCUUGGGUCCUUAUCUGUUUUCAAAACUGUUGGCCGAGGCUCCCAUUGGAGCAGCAUUUCCAUUAAUGUUUGGUGCUGUUCUGUACCCUAUGGCGCGCCUUCAUCCUACAUUGAUGAGAUUUGGAAAAUUCUGUGGAAUUGUCACUAUGGAAUCUUUUGCGGCAUCUGCGAUGGGUCUUACUGUUGGAGCUAUGGUUCCAACUACUGAAGCAGCUAUGGCAGUAGGCCCCUCUCUUAUGACUGUUUUUAUUGUUUUUGGAGGCUACUAUGUUAAUCCUGAGAAUACCCCAAUCAUCUUCCGCUGGAUUCCUAGUGUUUCUCUGAUUAGAUGGGCCUUUCAGGGACUUUGCAUUAAUGAAUUUAGAGGUCUUCAAUUUGAUCAUCAGCAUUCAUUUGAUGUUCAAACAGGAGAACAGGCACUCGAGCGAAUUUCCUUUGGAAAAAGUAGGAUUAUGGAUACGGUGGUAGCACAAAAUAGAAUACUGUUGUUUUGGUAUUGCACCACCUACCUUCUCCUGGAGAAAAAUAAGCCCAAAUACCAGCAACUUGAAACACCCCCUCUUGACCAUGAAAGACCACAUUUAGAACUGGAGGAGUUCGAUUCUGAACAACCUGACCAGACACCUGAAGCUCCACCCGUUAACCAAGUUGAUUCCAAUCAGCCCCUUGAGUCACCUGAUGUAGAUCCUGUUGGCCCUUUUAUGCUAGAAGGUGCUAAGUAGAUAUCUUUGCAAAGGAUCAUCUGCAAUUACUGAGACAGUAAGCCGUUUCCUAUAGAACAGGACCACAAUCACGAUGUCAUUAUUCGACAUCCAAAACAUCAGCUUGUACUUGUCACUAAUAAAAAACAGUGACUGGAUAAUUUUAGGCUGUAUCAUGGACAUGGUGGUUCAUUUGAUUAUAGCAGCUAUUUUCAUGCGGAAAUCAUCCUCAUUCUUGAUUGCUUUUUCCUUGAGAUGACUCAUCCCCUAAUUGUAUGUUCAUGGCUCUAUUUUUUGGCCUCAUGGUUUUAACUUGUCA